Acanthocheilonema viteae is the source of this 391-nucleotide messenger RNA. NCBI's taxonomy places the organism in Eukaryota, Metazoa, Nematoda, Chromadorea, Rhabditida, Onchocercidae. The record is from the annotation of a GenBank genome assembly.
AUGUAUGGAAAUGGUUGUGGUAAAAAGCAUGGAAAUAUGCCUCCAACAGUAGUAAUAUCAACUGAUAAUACCAAUAACAUCCAAAAAUUUCGGGAUGAACUGCAAAAAAAUGAGGAAAAGUUGCAACAUUCAACCAGUCACUCAAACGUUUCAUUUCCAUUUUCAUCGUUUGGUUAUGCUAAAACUGUUGCGCAAAAUUUUACAAUCGAUACAUCACGUGCUAAAACAAACAAGCACAUCGUUUCCAUAUGUGCUGCACAAUUGGGUAUACGUGAGUAUCCAGAAGGACGAGAAGAUGGUGGCGUAUGUGAUAUCUAUUGGUAUAACAAUAUGCAACACGAUAUCAAAUCUCUCAUCAAAAAUCCGCAAUCUAAAAUUAAUAAAUUUCCAG